Eublepharis macularius is the source of this 2611-nucleotide messenger RNA. RefSeq names its product inosine monophosphate dehydrogenase 1 (gene IMPDH1). The record is from RefSeq and is a predicted model, not a curated record. Gene Ontology annotation, molecular function: IMP dehydrogenase activity. Lineage: Eukaryota; Metazoa; Chordata; Lepidosauria; Squamata; Eublepharidae. Gene Ontology annotation, cellular component: cytoplasm. Gene Ontology annotation, biological process: GTP biosynthetic process. The transcript is spliced from 15 exons. Bases 141 to 1709 code for a protein of 522 amino acids.
CGGCGGCGACGCGGCCAGUGGGCCGAGCCGGCUCCGCCCCGCUGCGUGGCGCGCCAGAAGGACCCGGAGCGGCGGCGGCGGCGGCCGAGGAGGGCGCGCCGCGCACACGCCGGGGAGGCAGCCGCGCCCGAGGCGGCGCGAUGGGCGAGGGGGAGCCGCUCAGCAUGGCCGACUACCUGAUCAGCGGCGGCACCGGCUACGUGCCCGAGGACGGCCUGACGGCGCAGCAGCUCUUCGCCAUCGCCGACGGCCUCACCUACAACGACUUUCUGAUCCUUCCGGGCUUCAUCGACUUCACUGCAGACGAGGUGGACUUGACCUCGGCACUGACCCGCAAAAUCACCCUGAAGACCCCUCUCAUUUCUUCCCCCAUGGACACUGUCACAGAGUCAGAUAUGGCCAUCGCAAUGGCGCUGAUGGGAGGGAUCGGCAUUGUCCAUCACAACUGCACGCCCGAAUUCCAGGCCAACGAGGUCCGUAAGGUCAAGAAGUUUGAGCAGGGCUUCAUCACAGACCCAGUGGUGCUGAGCCCAACCCAUACGGUGGGCGACGUCUUUGAGGCCAAGAUCCGCCACGGCUUCUCGGGCAUCCCGGUCACUGAGACUGGCAAGAUGGGCAGUAAGCUUGUGGGCAUCGUCACCUCGCGGGACAUUGACUUCCUCUCUGAGAAGGACUACGGCACCCCCCUCAGUGAGGUCAUGACCAAGCGCAAUGAGCUAGUGGUGGCUCCAGCUGGCGUCACCUUAAAGGAGGCGAAUGAGAUUCUUCAGCGGAGCAAAAAGGGAAAGCUCCCGAUCGUGAAUGACGAGGACGAGUUAGUGGCCAUCAUUGCCCGCACGGACCUGAAGAAGAACCGCGACUACCCGUUGGCCUCCAAGGACGCACGCAAGCAGCUGCUCUGCGGGGCAGCCAUAGGCACCCGCGAGGACGACAAGUAUCGCCUGGACCUCCUCAUGCAGGCGGGGGUGGACGUGGUCGUGCUGGACUCCUCUCAGGGCAACUCCGUCUACCAGAUCGGCAUGAUUCACCACAUCAAGAACAAGUACCCGGAGCUUCAGGUCAUCGGUGGCAAUGUUGUGACAGCCGCCCAGGCGAAGAACCUCAUCGAUGCUGGGGUGGACGCAUUGCGUGUGGGCAUGGGUUGCGGCUCCAUCUGUAUCACACAAGAAGUGAUGGCGUGUGGCCGGCCGCAAGGGACAGCUGUUUACAAAGUAGCCGAGUACGCCCGCAGGUUCGGCGUGCCCGUGAUCGCUGAUGGCGGCAUCCAGACGGUGGGCCACGUGGUGAAGGCACUCUCGCUAGGAGCCUCCACAGUCAUGAUGGGCUCCUUGCUGGCUGCUACAACGGAGGCUCCAGGCGAAUACUUCUUCUCAGAUGGGGUGCGGCUCAAGAAGUACCGAGGGAUGGGGUCUCUUGACGCCAUGGAGAAGAACAGCAGCAGCCAGAAGCGUUACUUCAGUGAGGGGGACAAGGUGAAGGUGGCACAGGGCGUCUCGGGCUCCAUCCAGGACAAGGGAUCCAUCCAGAAGUUCGUGCCCUACCUGAUUGCUGGCAUCCAGCACGGCUGCCAGGACAUCGGAGCGAAAAGCCUCUCUGUGCUGCGGUCCAUGAUGUACUCCGGGGAACUGAAGUUUGAGAAGCGGACCAUGUCGGCCCAGAUCGAGGGGGGUGUCCACGGUCUCCACUCUUACGAGAAGCGGCUGUACUGAAGACGCCUCCCGGAGCAGCAGCCAGCGAGCCACGCCCAACGUCCCCGCCCCCGUUGCCGCCACUGGCUGCCGCCGCAGCUGAGCUCCUUGCCCCUUGGCAUCCGGGCCGUGCCUGUGGGCAGAGACUUGCACUACGGACUACCCUGUCCCUCCAAGCCGGUGUGAGGGGCUGUGCAGGGGGGACAAACUCCGUCAUGGGCAGAACCUGCUGGGAGCACAGAUCUCACCUGGGUGAUGUGAACCCAGCCGCCCGGGCUGCUCCUGGGUGAUGGGGGGCAGCCCUCCCUCCGAGGCUUUCUGCUAGCCGGGUGGGCUCCUGAGUCAUCAUCCUAAGCCCCUCCCCCAGGCCUUCACACCUCGGAAAUGGCAUCCCGGGUGGAGGUGGGAAGUGGCCGGGUCUGCGCUCCCCCCAGCCCCUGGUGGAUUCCUGGUAGCCUCUCCCCACUCUCAGGCCGGCCACUCACUUCCCUCGUGGCAAGGUGCGUCUGUUGGGGGAGGCGAGCAGGGGGGACCCUCCGGAGAGUGGCCGAGCCAGCUGGAGCUGAGCUCUCCUCGGGCAGGGGGGCCAGGUGCUGCCGUGUGGAGGGCCUCUCUUCUCUCUCCCCCUUGCAAAUUACCCUCGCCUAGAGAGAAGUGUUGGGCUCUCCAUCCCCCCCCCCCCCCGGGAGUCAAACUCUUUCUGGAAGUUAUUCCCACUCCCCCGCGUUUGGGUGCUGGGGUGGGGGGUCCGGUUCUCUUGCUGCAAACUGCCAGGGCUCUGCAGGGUCUUGCCAGAUUCAGGUCAGCCUCUCUCCCCACCCACCCCCGCCGCCUCAAAGGCUGUACUUUCUGCGCAUGUUGGGGUCCACUGUUGUGUCUCUGUGUUAUUACUAAAUAAUAAAGAUCCAGAGUGUCUAGCAGGC